Molecule: messenger RNA, 7526 nt
Organism: Nerophis ophidion (straightnose pipefish)
Lineage: Eukaryota; Metazoa; Chordata; Actinopteri; Syngnathiformes; Syngnathidae
Gene: nnt
Product: nicotinamide nucleotide transhydrogenase
Exons: 22
Coding region: 199-3456 (1085 amino acids)
Biological process (GO): NADPH regeneration; proton transmembrane transport
Cellular component (GO): mitochondrial inner membrane
Molecular function (GO): NAD binding; NADP binding
Source: RefSeq, a predicted model, not a curated record
AAUAAAGCGAAUACAAUUAUUUUUUUUAAUAACACUAUAUUAAUAAUAAUUGUGCCACCGCUAACAUCUUCCGGGUCGACACAAAGUUCGCCGGAGCUGCAAAGACUAAAAAAAAACAAAAAAAAGACACCGGAGCGCCUGCUAAGGAGGAGAGCCGUCUGUCCUGCUGAGCCCCCCUGCCGUGCGUGAGGGUGCACCAUGGCCCACCUGGUACGCGUCUUUGCAGCCACAUGCUCCGCCCCCGUCCUCAGCGGGGCGUCCUGCCUGAAACUAGGCGGCGGCCCCGCCAUCAAGACCGCCUGCGUGCGCUUUUUCAGGACCCAUCAAGUCCUGGGGAGAUGCGCCAGUCCAGGAAUUCCCUACAAGCAGCUCACAGUCGGCGUCCCUAAAGAGAUCUUCCAGAACGAGCGACGUGUGGCGUUGUCCCCCGCCGGCGUGCAGGCGCUCAUCAAACAGGGCUUCAAUGUCGUGGUGGAGUCCGGCGCUGGGGACUUCUCCAAGUUUCCAGACGAGCAGUACUCUCAGGCGGGAGCUGCAAUUAAAGACCUCAAAGAUGUCCUGGCGUCAGAUGUGGUGGUCAAGGUCCGCGCUCCCGUUUUCAACCCGGCUAUGGGCGUCCACGAGGUGGAGCUGAUGAAAGACGCAGCCACCUUGAUCAGCUUCAUCUACCCGGCUCAGAACCCCGAGCUGAUGGACCUGCUGUCCCAGAAGAAAGCCACGGUCCUGGCCAUGGACCAGGUGCCGCGAGUCACCAUCGCCCAAGGCUACGACGCCCUGAGCUCCAUGGCCAACAUCGCGGGGUACAAGGCGGUGGUGCUGGCAGCAAACAACUUCGGUCGCUUCUUCACGGGGCAGAUCACUGCGGCGGGGAAGGUGCCGCCCGCCAAGGUGCUCAUCAUCGGAGGUGGAGUGGCAGGACUGGCAGCAGCCGGCACCGCCCGAGCCAUGGGUGCCAUUGUCCGAGGGUUUGACACCAGGGCGGAGGCGCUGGAGCAGUUCAAGUCUCUGGGUGCGGAGCCGCUGGAGGUGGACUUCAAAGAGUCCGGGGAAGGCCAAGGGGGCUAUGCCAAAGUCAUGUCCAAGGAGUUCAUCGAGGCCGAGAUGAAGCUCUUUGCCAAGCAGUGCCAGGAUGUGGACAUCGUCAUCAGCACCGCGCUCAUUCCUGGUAAGAAGGCCCCCAUCCUCAUCACCAAGCCCAUGGUGGAGAGCAUGAAGGACGGGUCGGUGGUGGUGGACCUGGCUGCCGAGGCCGGAGGAAACAUCGAGACCACGGUACCUGGAGAGCUCUCUGUGCACAAGGGCGUGACCCACGUGGGCUACACAGACCUGCCCAGCCGCCUGCCCACCCAGUCCAGCACGCUGUACUCCAACAACAUCACCAAGCUGGUGCGGGCCAUCAGUCCUGACAAGGAGAACUUCCACCUGGACGUGAAGGAGGUCUUCGACUACGGCACCAUGGACCACGUGGUCAGGGGCUCUGUCGUCAUGCAGAAUGGAAAUAACCUCUUCCCGGCUCCUCAGCCCAACAACCUGCCCACCGCCGCGCCCCCCAAGCCCAAGUCCGUCAAAGAGCUGGAAGCCGAGAAGACUUCUCAGGUCUCUCCCUACAGGGCCACGCUGACCUCCGCUGGAGUCUACACUGGAGGCAUCGCCACACUGCUGGGUUUAGGUCUGGCAGCUCCCAACGCCGCCUUUGCACAGAUGGUCACGACCUUCGGCCUGGCGGGCAUCGUGGGGUACCACACCGUGUGGGGCGUCACCUCCGCCCUGCACUCGCCGCUCAUGUCUGUGACCAACGCCAUCUCAGGUCUGACAGCCGUGGGUGGUCUGUCCCUCAUGGGGGGCGGCUACACCCCGACAAACACCGCGGAGACGCUGGCCGUGCUCGCCGCCUUCAUCUCAUCGGUCAACAUCGCUGGCGGCUUCCUGGUGACUAAGAAGAUGUUGGACAUGUUCAAGCGUCCCACCGAUCCCCCCGAGUACAACUACCUUUAUCUGCUGCCGGGGGGCGUUUUCGUGGGCGGAUACGCCGCAGCGCUGCAUUCUGGAUACAACAUCGAGCAGAUGAUGUACCUGGGCUCUGGAAUGUGCUGCGUGGGCGCCCUGGCCGGUCUGUCCAACCAGAAAACCGCCCGUCUGGGCAACGCCUUGGGCAUCAUGGGAGUGACCGGGGGCAUCGUCGCCGCUCUCGGGGCGCUCAAGCCCAGUCCCGAACUCCUGGCGCAGAUGAGCGCUGCCAUGGCUGUCGGCGGCACCGCUGGUCUGACCAUCGCUAAGAGGAUCCAGAUCUCAGACCUGCCCCAGCUGGUGGCCGCCUUCCACAGUCUAGUGGGUAUGGCGGCGGUGCUGACCUGCGUGGCCGAGUACAUGGUGGAGUACCCCCACUUCGCCACUGACCCCGCCGCCAACCUCACCAAGAUCGUGGCCUACCUGGGCACCUUCAUCGGCGGCAUCACCUUCAGUGGCUCUUUGGUGGCGUACGGCAAGCUGCAAGGCAUGCUGAACAGCGCCCCCCUCAUGCUCCCCGGGCGCCACGCUCUGAACGCCACGUUGAUGGCGGGCAGCAUCGGCGGGAUGAUCCCCUACAUGCUGGACCCCAGCUACAUCACCGGCAUCACCUGCCUGGGCUCUGUCUCCGCCCUGUCGGCCAUCAUGGGUGUGACGCUAACGGCCGCCAUCGGAGGCGCCGACAUGCCGGUGGUGAUCACCGUCCUCAACAGCUACUCGGGCUGGGCCCUAUGCGCCGAGGGCUUCCUGCUCAACAACAACCUGCUCACCAUCGUGGGGGCGCUCAUCGGAUCCUCCGGCGCCAUCCUGUCCUACAUCAUGUGUGUGGCCAUGAACCGUUCCCUGGCCAACGUGAUCCUGGGAGGCUACGGCACAUCUUCCACGGGCACAGGUAAGCCCAUGGAGAUCACGGGCACCCACACCGAGGUCAACGUGGAGCAGACUGUGGACAUGAUCAAAGAGGCCCACCACAUCAUCAUCACUCCAGGUUACGGUCUUUGCGCCGCCAAGGCUCAGUACCCCAUCGCUGAGUUGGUGAAGAACCUCCAGGAGGCUGGCAAGAAUGUCCGAUUCGGUAUCCACCCUGUCGCCGGCCGUAUGCCCGGGCAGCUCAACGUCCUGUUGGCUGAGGCCGGCGUUCCUUACGACAUCGUCCUGGAGAUGGAGGAAAUCAACGAGGAUUUCCCUGACACAGACCUGGUUCUGGUCAUCGGCGCCAACGACACGGUCAACUCUGCCGCCCAGGAAGACCCCAACUCCAUCAUCGCUGGCAUGCCCGUGCUGGAGGUCUGGAAGGCCAAGCAGGUGGUGGUGAUGAAGCGCUCCCUGGGCGUGGGCUACGCCGCCGUGGACAACCCCAUCUUCUACAAGCCCAACACCGCCAUGUUGCUAGGCGAUGCCAAGAAGACGUGCGACGCCCUGCACGCCAAAGUGCGCGAGGCUCAGUAAGCCCCGCCCCCCCUCGCCCCUCCCUUGAUGGUCGUGGCACACAUGAAGGUUUUUUUGUUUUGUUUUCUUUACAUGAAGGAGAAGUCUGUUGUCAAACCAAACGCUCCAAUUAUCGAUGAUGCGGAGGGCAUGAGAAAGUUAUCGCAUCACGCGGGUCCACGGUUGCGUUGCCGUGGCGACCAAGCGGAAACUAAACAUUCGGGCGACACAACGCAGCGUUUUCAAAGCCGCACUCGAACGCAGCGAUUUCGGGAGGUUUCCUACGGCCCCAGCCGCAAUAUAAGAGGCGUUUAUUAGAGCAUUUACGCUAAUUAGGAAAUUUGUCGUGUGAAAUGACACUUUUUUUUUAAAACCAGAUGGUCGGAAAAUCACUUUAGAAUUUUAAAUUUUUUUUGUGUCUCAAUUUGUGUCAAUAAUCAGCAAUACUCUUUUAUAACCGUUGGCUUACGUUUGCCGAUCCUACGCCCGACGAGUGCUGGUGUGCACGGGCGAUACAGCCAUCCCAUAUUGAUAUCGCGCCGACGUCACCGGAAAUAAAACAAGUAUCGGUCUUAAAAAAUGUCCGAUAAAAAAAAAAAGGUCAACGUGCUAGGCUGUAGGCUACUACUAGGAGCGAGCAGCUACGCAACAGCUAAGCGCACAAUAGCGACACACAUGAAUUCAUUCCUAUUGUGGCGUAUUACUUUUGCAUACAGUAACAAACGUGUCCACGUCAUUCGACUGGAUAGAUUGCAAGAAAACAAAAUGACCACCCCGCUUCAUUUUAAAGGACUGCAUAAGUCCAUUCCAGACGGUUAAUAAUAAAUAGGUUAGCUUUCUUUUUCUGACUCGUUGCUAACACUACGGAAUAAAACCAACAUGUGCAGUAGGGAAGGGAUUCAUAUGACCCUCAUUUCUGGGAGGAUCUCGCGUGAGAGGAAGAGGGAAGGGUGAAUUAUUUUGCGAUGCAGUCUGCUGAAAAUGACGGACAGCGCCACUCGACAUAGCGACUUGUCGGAAAGUGCCGCCAAACACAUUUUGAGAUACUCAACCCUGGACAGAUGUGUCACGUUUCGUGUGUCGGGCAAGCGGUGAUGAGUGGGGCUUUAACGAGCCCCUUCCUUCGGCGGGAUUCCUGCUGGUAUCGUAUCGGCCAAUACUUGAGGCUCCGACAUCGACGUAGUAUCGGAGAAAGUCGUACAAUGUUCAAAUAAAAAAUUAUCCGGAUAAUCUUUACAAAUCAUUGCAGUUUCCAGAGAAUCUAAACAUCGUAGAAACGUUAUGAAUAGCUACACCGUUAAAAAAAAACUACACCAUUUUUAAAAAAAAAAAAGCAAUCAAGAUAAUCUGUACGGAGCAUUUUCUCUUUUGUCCAAACAUUUUUUAGUUUGGUUUCCUUUUCUUGCCCAGAGAAACCAAACAUGGUAGAAACGUUAUGGGUGGGUUCAUUCAUUUUUUAUCAAUUUUUUUUCACUUAUUCAUUUAUUUCAGGCAACAACAUAAAAAAGCAGAAGGUAGACGACGCAUAAUAAUAUUCAUUAAUACAACGCAAAAAGGUAAUGUACAGUAGGUAAGCAUGAUUUUCUUAUUUUUCUCGAUAAGAAAACCGCAAUUUUUAUCGUCAAAAAUCAACAUAAUAUUUUUUUAAGAGCCUCUCGUGCUGCAAUCAGAUCAUCUUCACCAAUCAACAUUUUUUAUUUUGGUUUCCUUUUCCUGCCCAGAGAAGCCAAACAUCGUAGGAACGUUAUGUAUGGGUUCAUUUAUUUUUUAUCUAAUUUUUUUCACUUAUUCAUUUAUUUCAGGCAACAACAUAAAAAAGCACAAGGUAGACGACGCAUAAUAAUAUUCAUUAACAUAACGCAAAAAGGUAAUGUACAGUAGGUAAGCAUGAUUUUCUUAUUUUUCUCGAUAGGAAAACCGCAAUUUUUUUCGUCAAAAAAUCAACAUAAUAUUUUUUUAAGAGCCUCUCGUGCUGCAAUCAGAUCAUCUUCACCAAUCAACAUUUUUUAUUUUGGUUUCCUUUUCCUGCCCAGAGAUGCUAAACAUGGUAGAAACGUUAUGGAUGGGUUCAUGACAUAAAACAGUACAAAGUAGACAACGCAUAAUAGUAUAAGGUAAUAUAAUGUAAAAAGUAGGUACGCAUGAUUUUCUUAUUUUCCUCCAUACGAAAAAAAACAUUUUUACCGCAAAACAACGUUAAUUUUCAAAAAGCCCGCAACAUCCGGAUCAUCUUUACGAAGCAACAUUUUUUAAUUUGGUUUCCUUUUCCCGCCCAGAGAAGCCAAACAUGGUAGAAACGUUACGGAUGGGUUCAUGACAUAAAACAGUACAAGGUAGACAACGCAUAAUAGUAUUAGGUAAUAUAAUGUAAAAAGGUAAUAUACAGUAGGUAAGCAUGAUUUUCUUAUUUUCCUCCAUAAGAAAAAAAAUUUUUUUACCGUAAAACAACAUUCAUUUUCAAAAAGCCCGCAACAUCCGGAUCAUCUUUACGAAGCAACAUUUUUUAAUUUGGUUUCCUUUUCCCGCCCAGAGAAGCCAAACAUGGUAGAACGUUAUGGAUGGGUUCAUGACAUAAAACAGUACAAGGUAGACAACGCAAAAUAGUAUAAGGUAAUAUAAUGUAAAAAGUAAGUAUUUUCCUCCAUAAGAAAAACAUUUUUUUACCGUAAAACAACAUUAAUUUUCAAAAAGCCCGCAACAUCCGGAUCAUCUUUACGAAGCAACAUUUUUUAAUUUGGUUUCCUUUUCCCGCCCAGAGAUGCUAAACAUGGUAGAAACGUUACGGAUGGGUUCAUGACAUAAAACAGUACAAGGUAGACAACGCAAAAUAGUAUAAGGUAAUAUAAUGUAAAAAGUAGGUAUUUUCCUCCAUAAGAAAAACAUUUUUUUACCGUAAAACAACAUUAAUUUUCAAAAAGCCCGCAACAUCCGGAUCAUCUUUACGAAGCAACAUUUUUUAAUUUGGUUUCCUUUUCCCGCCCAGAGAUGCUAAACAUGGUAGAAACGUUACGGAUGGGUUCAUGACAUAAAACAGUACAAGGUAGACAAUGCAUAAUAGUAUAAGGUAAUAUAAUGUAAAAAGUAGGUAAGCAUGAUUUUCUUAUUUUCCUCCAUUAGAAUUUUUUUUUUUUUACCGUAAAACAACAUUAAUUUUCAAAAAGCCCGCAACAUCCGGAUCAUCUUUACGAAGCAACUCUUAUUUUCCUCCAUAAGAAAAAAAAACAUUUUUACCGUAAAACAACAUUAAUUUUCAAAAAGCCCGCAACAUCCGGAUCAUCUUUACGAAGCAACAUUUUUUAAUUUGGUUUCCUUUUCCCGCCCAGAGAAGCCAAACAUGGUAGGAACGUUACGGAUGGGUUCAUGACAUAAAACAGUACAAGGUAGACAACGCAUACUAGUAUAAGGUAAUAUAAUGUAAAAAGUAGGUAAGCAUGAUUUUCUUAUUUUCCUCCAUAAGAAAAAAUACAUUUUUACCGUAAAACAACAUUCAUUUUCAAAAAGCCCGCAACAUCCGGAUCAUCUUUACGAAGCAACUCUUAUUUUCCUCCAUAAGAAAAAAAAAACAUUUUUACCGUAAAACAACAUUUAUUUUCAAAAAGCCCGCAACAUCCGGAUCAUCUUUACGAAGCAACAUUUUUUAAUUUGGUUUCCUUUUCCCGCCCAGAGAUGCUAAACAUGGUAGAACGUUAUGGAUGGUUCUUCUCCGCCAACGACCGAUCGUACUUUUCCUCGUCUUGACGACCAUUUUUACAAUUUCCUUUUCAUUCCUGGAAACCGACCUCAGCCUGCUGUCCUUUGCUGGUAUUUAAGUUGCACAUUUUGCGUAUAGGAAGUGGCGUGUGAUACUUUAAAAACCACAAAGAGUCCAACUAGAAGAGGGUUUUGCUCCAAUGUUUUUGUGAACAUUCUGCCCUUUUUUUUCUUCUUCUUGUUCAGGAAAGUAUUUUUGUAGAAGCCAGACUUUAUUAUGGAUGUCAGUGAUAAAUAAUAAGGGAAAUAUCUGAAAAUGACUGUGAAUGUUUUUUCCCGCUUUGGUCAAAUCAUAGAACAUCCACCCUAAUAAGAACAAGAAUAAAAUUGUAUUUACACUA